Molecule: messenger RNA, 2211 nt
Organism: Eimeria tenella
Lineage: Eukaryota; Apicomplexa; Conoidasida; Eucoccidiorida; Eimeriidae
Product: non-muscle myosin II heavy chain, putative
Exons: 1
Coding region: 1-2211 (736 amino acids)
Source: RefSeq, a predicted model, not a curated record
AUGCAGCAGCAGGUGCUGCAGCAGCAACACGUGCAGCAGCAGCAGCUGCAGCAGCAACAGCUACAGCAGCAGCUGCAGCAACAACAGCUACAGCAGCAACAGCUGCAGCAGCAACAGGUGCAGCAACAGCAGCUGCAUCCGCAGCAGCUGCAGCAGUUACUUAGUGGUGGCUGGCCCGCGGGGGCAGCACAGCGUAGGCCGCCUGCUGCAGCAGCAGCAAGGCUGCAGCCCCAAGAGCUGGCUCUGAUGCAGCAGCUGGUGCGGCUGCAGCAGGAAAAUACGAGCCUGAGGGGCUACGCUGAGCGCGUAACGAAGGAGCUGCGAAGCGCGCGUUUGGCUCAGGCCAUUGCUGCUGCUGCUGCUGGUAGCAGUAGCGGGGACGCUGCUGCGCAGCCUUCUGCUGCAGCAGCAGAGCUGCAGCAGCAAGCUGAGACGCUGCCGCUACCGCCCUGGUGCCUGAACAUGCAGCUCGUGAGCCCCCUGCUUGCUGCUUACGACGAACGGAUCGCAGAACUUCAAGAAGAAACAAAAGAAAAAGAAAGAAUUAUUGAAAGUUUCAGCGCAAAAGUGGCAGGAGUGACACGGGAAAACGAGCAGCUAGCUGAAGAGCUGCGCAGCAAAACGGAACGGCUGCAGCAGCUGUUCGAGGCGGAGGCCUCGGGGGCCCCCGGCAGCAGCAGCGGCUGCAGCAAAACCUACGUAACGUUGCUGCAGGAGCGAAACGAACUGGAAGAACUCUACAGCCUCACUUCUGAACAAAGUGAAGUGCUGCUGAGUCAAAACCAUCUUUUGAAAUGCCAUGUGCAGCAAAGUGAAGCAGCACUGGAGGAAAUGCGGGCAGUGGUGGCCGAGACGGAGCGCCGUGCUGCAGCAGUAGCAGCAAAAGAGCAUUCGCUGGCGAGGCUGGAGGACUCUGUGGCGCAGCAGGAGCAGCAGCUGCGGGACGCAGCAGCAGCAAACGCGGAGCUGGACAAGAAGCUGAAGGCCAAGGAAAAAGACGCAGAGAAACUGGCUGCCGCGCUGCGGGAAGCGCAGCAGCAGCAGCAGCAGCAGAACGAGGAGCUGCAACGCGAGCGCGCCGCCGCAGCUGCGGUAGCCACGCUGCAGCAGCAGCUCGACGGCCUCAAGCAGCACGCAGAAGCAGCAGCAAGAGAAGCAGCAGCAGCUAAAGAAGUGGCGGACUACUUGGAGCAGCGGCUGGCAGCUCAGAUGCAAGAAACAGAAGACACAAAAAAGCAACUCGACAGCACCACGCAGCAGCUGCAUGCGCUGGUGGUGGAGAAAGAGAAGGCAGCAGCAAGUGCUGCGCUGCUGCAGCGCCACCUGGACCAGCUGCGCGGGCAGCACGAAACGGAGCUGCAAAUUAUAAAAGCUGCUCAAGGAGAAACUUUAGAGAAAAGAGCACUUCAAGCAGAAGGUCUUGGGGAAACUUUGAGGAAGCAACUGGAGUCGCUGCAGCAGUCUCACGGGGAAGCCACAGUGAAGCUGGAAGCAGCAGAGAGGCGCGCAGCAGCAGCAGCAGCAGAUGCAGCACAAGCGCGGGCCGAGCUCGCUUCAACAGUCAAACACUUCCAGACGCUGCAGCAGCACCAGCAGCAGGCGCAUGCUGCUGCUGAGGCUGAGGCCACGCGGCUCAAGGAGGCGCUGCACGAGCAGAACAAGGAAGCAGCAGCAAAAGCUGCAGCACUUGCUGCUGCCAAGCGGCAGCUCGAAGACAGUCUUGCUGCAGCAGAGACUGGCCGGCUGUCGCUGCAGCAGGAACUCGCGCUGCUGCAGCAGAAGCUGGACCAACUGCAGGAGGCCUGCAGCGGGCAGCAGCAGCAGCUCGCCGACGCUGCAGCAAGACUUGCAGCAGCAGAAGCAGAUAGAGAUGCAGUCAAAAAAAAAGCUGAAAAAGAAACAGCUGAUACCAAAAGACGCUGCGAAAGCCUCACAGCUUUGGCUGAGGCCAAAGUGGCGCGGCUGCAGGAAGCAGCAGACCGGCGGCAAGCAGCAGCAGCGCAGCGGCUGCUGGAGCAGCAGCAGCGGCAGCAGCAGCUCAGCAGGGAGUACGAGCAGCAGCAGCAGCAGCUGCAGCAGCAGCUCGCCAAAGCCGUUGCUGCCAACACAGAGCUCAGGCAAAAAGUUCAUGAACUCUUAAAUGGCCUCGACAAGACGCUGCCCCCAGAGUCACUUCUUGAAGAUGAGGCAAACUCCGAUGGCUCUCUUUAA